Eptesicus fuscus (big brown bat) is the source of this 1907-nucleotide messenger RNA. RefSeq names its product G protein-coupled receptor 157 (gene GPR157). Gene Ontology annotation, biological process: adenylate cyclase-activating G protein-coupled receptor signaling pathway; cell surface receptor signaling pathway. Gene Ontology annotation, molecular function: G protein-coupled receptor activity. Gene Ontology annotation, cellular component: plasma membrane. NCBI's taxonomy places the organism in Eukaryota, Metazoa, Chordata, Mammalia, Chiroptera, Vespertilionidae. The transcript is spliced from 4 exons. The record is from RefSeq and is a predicted model, not a curated record. Bases 1 to 1002 code for a protein of 333 amino acids.
AUGCCGCCGCCCGCGCCGCCCACCGUGCUGGUGCCGUCGGAGCGGGCCGUGGUGCUGCUGUCGUGCGUGCUGUCCGCGCUCGGCUCGGGCCUGCUGGUGGCCACGCACGCCUUGUGGCCCGACCUGCGCAGCCGAGCGCGGCGCCUGCUGCUCUUCCUGUCGCUGGCCGACCUGCUGUCGGCCGCCUCCUACUUCUACGGGGUGCUGCAGGACUUCUCGGGCCCCUCGUGGGACUGCGUGCUGCAGGGCGCGCUCUCCACCUUCGCCAACACCAGCUCCUUCUUCUGGACCGUGGCCAUCGCCCUCUACCUGUACCUCAGCAUCGUCCGCACCACGCGCGGGCCCCGCGCCGGCCGCCUGCUCCUGGCUUUCCACGUCGUCAGCUGGGGGGUUCCACUGGCCAUCACCGUGGCAGCUGUCACCCUAAAGAAGAUCGGCUAUGACGCCUCGGACGUGUCCGUGGGCUGGUGCUGGAUCGACCUGGAGGCGAAGGACCGCGUCCUGUGGAUGCUGCUGACCGGGAAGCUGUGGGAGCUGCUGGCCUACGUCAUGCUGCCCGUGCUCUACCUCCUCAUCCGGAAGCACAUAAACAGGGCGCACCAGGCGCUCUCCGAGUACCGGCCCAUCCUGUCCGAGGCGCACCGGCUGCAGCACCACAGCUCCAUGGCGGAUAAGAAGCUGGUCCUCAUCCCGCUCAUCUUCAUUAGCCUUCGGGUCUGGAGCACCGUGCGAUUCGUGCUGACCCUCUGUGGCUCCCCGGCCGUGCGGACCCCGGUACUGGUCGUUCUGCACGGAAUCGGGAACACGUUUCAGGGAGGUGCCAACUGCAUCAUGUUCGUCCUCUGCACCCGCGCCGUCCGCACUCGGCUCUUCUCCCUCUGCUGCUGCUGCCCGUCCCCGCCUCCCGCCGAGAGCCCGGCCGGCCCGCUCAGGGCCUCUACGCCCUCCAGGACGGGGGACUCGGGGACCCAGGUGGACUCCGAGGAACUUCCACACACCUGAGCCCUCCCUUCCUCCCGGGACCAUGGCUCUGACCCGCUGCAGGGAGGGGGCACUUUGCAGCCGGAAGCCCGCCCUCUGCUGUCCGAGCUCUUGAGGCCUGUGGAGGGGCGGCCGCAACUCAGCUUCUUCUACCUCCUGGACCCUGAGGCAGCGGGUGUCCGCACCCGGGUCCGCUGUGCUGGGCGUCUGUCCGCGUGAGGGUGGCAGUGAGUUUCAGGGACACCAGUAGGACGCGAUCACUGCCAGGUCAGCGGCCUCUGGACCACACAGCGCUGUUUACAGUUUGAGGACCCACCCCCGUGGGAAAAGCAUGAAGAGCUACGUACACUAUUGACCCUCCCAAGUCAAACGCCAGGGGGCGCUGGAGAGGUGGCCCCACCUGCGUAUCAUGGAGCAGAUUCCCGGCUGGUCAGGCUGUGGACCUGCCCCUGGAGCGUGGCUGUUCCUGGGAGCUUUGCCAGCCAACAAGAGCCGGGUACCUGGAGCCAGGUUCCCUGGGGAUGCGGCCUCCUGGGACCCUCCCCAGCCUCUCGGGUUGCCAGCCUUUGGUGUAGAUGGCAUCCGAGUUUCCAGCACAGGCCAGAGCCCAGACUCCUGCCUCCACAGUCACGUCAAAUGCAGGUUCCCUCCUCCAGGGCGCCGGCCGGCGGGGCAGGAAUAGGAAGGCCGUGGCGGGGACUCCCUGGGGAUGCCCAGGGUCGCAGGUCUGUGCUGUGAGCUCCGGCCGGGCCGUGUCGGGAGGGGUCUCCUCACUUCCUAGUUCAGUCUUUACAGGAAAGGGGACCACGAAUGCCCCCAGUACUGAUCCCUCCCUGAAGGCGCAGGUUUGGGAGUUGGUUGGGGAAAGUGACACAUGGGUCGCAGGUGAUAACUUACGUUUUAAUAGAAAAAGGACUUAAAAUGAG